Messenger RNA from Lentinula edodes (shiitake mushroom), 1471 nucleotides. RefSeq names its product histone acetyltransferase type B catalytic subunit. The coding region runs from base 125 to 1399 and encodes 424 amino acids. The record is from RefSeq and is a predicted model, not a curated record. The transcript is spliced from 11 exons. Gene Ontology annotation, biological process: subtelomeric heterochromatin formation. Gene Ontology annotation, molecular function: histone H4 acetyltransferase activity; histone binding. NCBI's taxonomy places the organism in Eukaryota, Fungi, Basidiomycota, Agaricomycetes, Agaricales, Omphalotaceae. Gene Ontology annotation, cellular component: nucleus.
AAAUUGUCGAGAGGCUUAUGUCAGCAAUUAAACGCGCUUUAGAACCGACCACCAAGAUCGUGAACGUUAUCCUGGUACGCGUUCUAUCAGAAGAAAAUUACACUCAAAACAUCUGCAUAACAUUAUGUCGGACUGGACGACAGACUCAAAUGAAUGCCUCUCUAUAUCUCUGGUGCGUUCCGCGGAGGACGAGAAAGCUUUAACAGAAGAUGAAUCCUACGAAGACUUUCACCCUGCUUUUACCUAUCCGAUCUUUGGAGAGGAAGAGAAAAUAUAUGGUUACAAGAACCUCACUAUUGACCUCAAGUUCGCUUCCGGCUCCCUCAAGCAAUAUCUUUCCGUGAAAUGGUCAGACAAACUAAAAUCGGCGGAUACGGUUGACAAUGUGGAUGGCACCAUACGUGAAUUCCUUGCGGAAGGCAUUGAAGCGAAUGAAGACGCGUUCCGAGUUCAGGUGGAAGAAGACGCAAUCUCGUUUAAACCGUCUGGAGAGAUGAUCUAUUCAUAUACAAGAUCUGCGUCAAAGGGAAAGGGCAAGGGCUCUGCGGUGGAACAACACAAUCCAGAAGAUGAGGACACUAUUGUUUAUGAAGUCUACCAUAAUACCUGGAAUGUCCCUGGUUUCAAAGAAUAUCAUCGAAAAAUGCAGAUUUUUAUCUUGCUUUACAUUGAAGCAGGGUCUUAUAUCAAUGAAGAAGAAGACGGGUGGGAGUUCGUCGUGUUAUACGAAAAACGGAAAAGACGAAAUGCACCCCAUAUUACAACAUAUCACUUUGUCGGUUAUUCUUCUUUGUACAAUUUCUAUUAUUUUCCCGAAAAAGUCCGCCUUCGUUUGAGUCAAUUCGUGAUACUCGGGCCCUACCAGCGGAACGGACAUGGAUCCGAACUAUACAAAGCCAUCUACCAAUACGUUCUCUCGCAGCCACGUAUAGGCGAAUUGACUGUUGAAGACCCUGCGGAAGCUUUUGAAGACCUACGAGAUAAGAAUGACUUGAAGAUGCUUCUCUCGACAAAACAGUUCAUGGAGGAAGGAUUCGGUCAAAAUUCAUACUCGCAUGGCGGCGGACGUGUGGGUAAAGUGGGGAAAGCUUUGAGUGGCUCGAGUAAGGGUAAGAUGGGUCCUCCGGUAGAGAAAGGAUGGGCGGAAAAGUGGAGGCUAAAGCUGAAAAUUGCUGGACGUCAAUUCCAACGUCUAGUGGAGAUGCUCAUCCAAAUGCAUUUGGACCCUAUGGAUGCCCGUGGACUGAGAGCUUACAGAUUACAAGUCAAGGAGCGGCUAUAUAGAUUCAAUUUUGAGGUGCUAGCGCAGUUGGAGAAAGAAGAACGGUUAGAGAAGUUGGAGGAGACGUUUAAAAGUGUCAGAGAAGAUUAUAAUCGGAUAUUGAAGCUAAUUCAUUGAGUGCUCUGCUGAUGUAUUAUCGUCAAUCUUUUUCGUUUUUUGAGUUGGGCCGCUGCUAAUGCGGAUGGCAGU